Molecule: messenger RNA, 1579 nt
Organism: Zophobas morio
Lineage: Eukaryota; Metazoa; Arthropoda; Insecta; Coleoptera; Tenebrionidae
Product: hepatocyte growth factor-regulated tyrosine kinase substrate-like
Exons: 15
Coding region: 59-1579 (506 amino acids)
Biological process (GO): endocytic recycling; receptor internalization
Cellular component (GO): early endosome
Molecular function (GO): phosphatidylinositol binding; ubiquitin binding; metal ion binding
Source: RefSeq, a predicted model, not a curated record
GUCAAUUGGGUGACUAUGUGUUAAAAAAAUUGCUGCGGCUAAUCCAUAUACACGUAGAAUGUUUUUACAAAGUCCGUUUGAGAAAACUUUAGAUAUUGCGGUUUCCAACUCUUUUGGAGAGCCAGACUAUGCCAUAAACACAAAACUAUGUGAUAUGGUUAGACAAGGGGAGACCAAACCGGCCAUAGCGCUUAAAGCCAUUAGUAAAAAGUUUGUACAUAAAGAUGUCAAUAAAACUCUACUAGCCUUAACGGUUUUAGAAAUGUUAGUAAGCAAUUGUGGAACACUUUUUGCUAAAGAAUUUUGUUCAGCUAAGAACGUUGAAAUGUAUAAAUCUUGGCUCUUGCUUUACGAAGGCAGCAACGAUCUUGUAGUUGCCAGAAUUUUGACUUUGCUUCAAAACACCUUGGCUGGCUUUUCAGGAGAACCUUUUUUAAGCCCUCUCUCUGAAUUGCGCGAUUGUUUACUUUCCUUCGGCUACGCUUUCCCCAGGUCAACAGUUAAGGAAGGCUCCUACAAAGUUACUGAGCCACCGCCCUGGGAAGAUUCUGCUUUUUGCACCAACUGCAACUCCUCUUUUUCAGCUUUUAAUAGAAAACACCAUUGUCGUAAGUGUGGGCGGUCCUUUUGCCAGCUGUGCUCGUCAAAAAGAUGUCCUGUACUGGCAAUUGGAUUGGAAAAUCCUGUUCGGGUGUGUGACAGUUGUUAUAAUCAGUUGACCGACAAACAGACACCUUUGGACACCAGUAGUGUCCACCGACCUUCGCUGGAAGAAGACGACCACAAUGACGAACAAUUAGCUCUUGCAAUUGCAGAGUCCUUAAAGCUCCACGAACUGGAACAGACGCGUCACUCCCAUGUUAGCCCUGCAGACACCGAGAAGGAAAAGCCUAACGAAAUUCCCACGGCGUACCAAGCUGCUGCUGAGGCUUCCUCGUCCCAGACAGCCGGAUCAAGCCGGGCCCGGGAACCCAAUGAUGUGUUUGAACUAUUUGUUACACGGGCAAAGCCAACUCUUCAGUUAUAUAUGAAGAAACUGCAAGACGCCCAUAGAAGUCAUAGGAAUGUCGUGCUCGACAAGACCAUCCAAUCGUUGCACAAGUCGACUAUUGCCCUGCAAUCCCAACUGCUAGACUUAAUGGAAUCCACAGAAUACGAGAAGCUUAAGCUUUUGGAAGUCUCGCAAAAGAUUGAAACCAUCGUGAAAGUGCGGAAGUCGAUUCUCGAAUUGAAGCGACAGCAAAAGGAGGAGCAGGAAUUACUGCAGCGGAUCCAGCUGGAGCAGAAGCUUCGGCUAAUCCAGCAGCAGGAACAGGCGCUGGCGCAGUACAACCAACAGCAGUGCUAUGCAAGCCCAUCUCAUACCGUCUCCGGGCCGAACCCCUACUUUUCUCAGCCAUGUACCACAAGCUCUUUGCCGUUCUAUCAGUACAGCCACUCUACCAUGCCGAAUCCACGUGCACAGUAUUACGGCGAGCAGGUCAUCCAGCCCCCCCCUCCAACCCCUGUUAACCAAGAUGAAGAAAAAAAGGACAGCAAAGGGGCAUCUUCGAGUAUCGAUGAACUUAUUUCUUUUUAA